This is a messenger RNA of Anguilla anguilla (European eel), 3149 nucleotides long. It is a transcript of the gene ush1c, whose product is annotated as Usher syndrome 1C. The transcript is spliced from 22 exons. The coding region runs from base 238 to 1938 and encodes 566 amino acids. The record is from RefSeq and is a predicted model, not a curated record. Gene Ontology annotation, biological process: sensory perception of sound; retinal cone cell development; inner ear morphogenesis. Lineage: Eukaryota; Metazoa; Chordata; Actinopteri; Anguilliformes; Anguillidae. Gene Ontology annotation, cellular component: cilium; plasma membrane; stereocilium tip. Gene Ontology annotation, molecular function: protein binding.
GUUCCCUGAGCCUGGCUGGAGGACCGCGGAAAAUAUCGCCCGUUACACGCGGCAGUAAGAAACCCAGCUGAACGGUAUAGCCACCUGAGCGACACGGACGUGAGUGACAGGCACGCACGAAGGAGGACGCCACCUUCGGACACACUCCGCCCAGCCCUCGCGCAUCGCAGUUUACACAGUAACUAAGGGAAGCGCGCCGGACAGAGAGAACACGGAGAGGGGGGCCUGCGCUGCACCAUGGAGCGAAAAGUAGCGAGAGAAUUCAGACACAAGGUAGAGCUGUUGAUUGACAAUGAGGCAGAGAAGGAUUACCUGUACGAUGUGCUGCGGAUGUACCAUCAGUCCAUGGACCUGCCGGUCCUGGUGGGGGACCUGAAGCUGGUGAUCAACGACCCGCCCCGCCUGCCCCUGUUCGACGCCAUCCGCCCCCUCAUCCCCCUCAAGCACCAGGUGGAGUACGACCAGCUCACGCCCAAACGAUCCCGGAAGCUGAAGGAGGUGCGUCUGGACCGGACCCACCCAGAGGGGCUGGGCCUGAGCGUGAGGGGGGGGCUGGAGUUUGGCUGCGGCCUCUUCAUCUCCCAGAUCGUGAAGGACGGGCAGGCGGCGAACGUGGGCCUGCAGGUCGGUGACGAGAUCAUGCGGAUCAACGGUUAUUCCAUUUCGUCCUGCAUCCACGAGGAAGUGAUCAGCCUCAUCCGGACCAAGAAGACCGUGUCUCUGAAAGUCAGGCAUGUCGGAAUGAUUCCAGCAAAGAGCUCCUCAGAAGAUCCCCUCAAGUGGCAGUUUGUGGAUCAAUUUGUAUCUGAAUCUGGGGAGAAGAAGAGCAGUGUGGCUGGAUUGGCCUCCAUCACAGGGAAAGAGAUCAAGGAGAAGAAGGUCUUCCUCAGUCUGGUGGGCACUAAAGGAAUGGGCAUCAGCAUAUCGAGUGGCCCGACUCAGAAACCUGGCAUAUACAUCAGCAACGUGAAGCCUGGCUCUCUCUCUGCUGAAGUAGGGCUUGAGGUGGGCGAUCAAAUCGUGGAGGUGAACGGGGUGGAUUUUACUGCCAUGGAUCAUAAGGAGGCCGUCCGGGUCCUGAAGAGCAGCCGGAGUUUGACCAUCACCGUGCUGACGGGAGCGGGCAGGGAGCUGUUCAUGACGGACGAGGAGCGCCUGGCCGUGGAGGCGAGGCGGGAGCUGGACAGGCAGGAGCUGAUGCACCAGAAGAGGGUGGCGCUGGAGACCAACAAGAUCCACAAAGAGCAGCAGGAGUUGGAGCGACAGAGGAAGAUGGAGAUUUCUCAGAAGACGGUGGAGGAGGAGGAGCGGUACCGGAGGGAGAUGGAGAAGAUCGAGGCUGCGGAGCGGAAACACAAUCGGGAGUGGGAGGAGGACUGGGGGGCCAGAGAAUCGCCCAGGAGCCCCUCCCCCAUGCCAGCUCCUUCCAAAGCGGACAGCCCACCCCCUUCGCCCCCGAAAUCCAAGAGCUCAGACAACGCAGGGCCCGCCUGGCAGUCAGGGAUCGAUGAGGAAGAGGAAGAUGAAGACGAAGAUGAUGAAGAUGAUGAAGGGAAAGGGAAAGGUUUCCAGAAGUAUGUGGAAGACUUUGAUCCGUACUCAAUGUUCACCCCAGAGCAGAUAGCGGGGAGGGACGUUCGGCUGCUGAGAAUAAAAAAGGAUGGACAACUUGACCUUGCGGUGGAGGGGGGCAUAGACUCCCCCCUGGGAAAGCUGGUGGUAUCAGCCAUUUAUGAAGGGGGCUCUGCGGACAAGCAUGGUGGGAUAGUGCAGGGGGAUGAGGUCAUGGCUGUUAAUGGGAAGAUUCUGACCGAUUCCACGCUAGCAGAAGGCCAGAGCUCUCUGGUACGAGCCUGGAACAGUGGAGGGGACUGGAUUGACCUGGUGAUCGCAGUGUCCCCACCAAAGGAGUAUGAGGAUGAGGUGACGUUCUUCUGAGGCUCUCCCCUGGGCACCUGCCAUGGAGACGAUGUUCAAUGAGGAGCACCGUUUUCAGUCACCACAUUCAUGUUGCUUUUUAAAAAAAAAAUUAAUUAAAAUUUUAAAAUUUUAUUUUUUCAAAAUGGGUCCAGAUAAGGUCGGUAUGUACACGAUGAUGCCACCUGCAGAGAACUCUGUUAGACGUGUUUGGAGAUUUUUCUCCAAGAUGGCGGCCUGCACGAUGGCAGUGGUUUGAAGACCAGCCUAACACGUGCAAUCGCUAGUCUGUGCGCUGACAAGGCUACCUGCUUCAGCUGUAACUGACCCCUGACCCCUGACCUGUGACCUCUAACCCUAUACUGCUAGCAUGAGAACACUACAGAAGGAGCCUGUGCUCCGUUAUACAUCACAUGCAUGCGACCGUCUCCACCCACCAAGGAAUGACACGGCCGCCAAAAUCGCCAAAAUCCUGGAGGAUUAAAACGCAAGGGACCUGGAUCGUAUCCAAACGCAUCGCUAUUUGUGCUUACAUUUGAACCAGCAUGCAGUAUGUGAGGGCUAGUUUUGUGCCUGGAGUGAUCUGUCUGUGGCAUGGUGGCAUGUAUGAAAACGUUGCGCCCGUUCCCCUCUCCUUGGUAAUGAGUUUGUCCUGCGUCGCGGGGCGCUGCUGGAGGGGGGAAGUAGAGUUUGGGCCGAACGCCUCGUCUGUGUAACACUGCCUGGCUGGACCGCCUGGUGGUCAGCUUUUCUCUCUUUUGCCAAAAUGAAUCAGCGCAUAAAUAACCAGUCCUCGCAUUUCUUCACUUUCUAUUUCCAGUGUGUGGCAUUUGCAUAUGUUGAUAUUGUAAAAAAAAAAAAUUUAAAUAAAAAAACAUUUUUUAAUUUAAAAAAAUCAGUAAAUCCACAAACAUUUAAUUGCCAUUUUUUGAUAACGAGGGAUUUAUUUUUAAAAGACAAUAAUCACAAGGCUGGAACAAUUUCCUUUAAAAUGAAUCUCAGUGAUUCCCAAAGGCUAAACUGGUCUCACACAUGAUUUCUCUGUAAUUUUGAAAUAUGUUAGAAGUCUUAUGCACUUGAUUCAGAAAUCUUCUAGUGGUGUAAUUACUGUAGCCCUGUUAUGUCUGAUUGUUUAUGGAUGCUUUUGCACCCUGUAUCACGUUACUGAUUUUCAGUGACAAAGGGAUUAAUUAGUGCACUCAGAAUCAAUAAAGACGUGCAAGGACUGAAAA